Molecule: messenger RNA, 960 nt
Organism: Rubroshorea leprosula
Lineage: Eukaryota; Viridiplantae; Streptophyta; Magnoliopsida; Malvales; Dipterocarpaceae
Source: the annotation of a GenBank genome assembly
AAAAUCUCAAGGUCAAAUCUCUUGUAACUAACAAUCCAUUCAAUGAAUUUCUAAAAUCUCCAAUUAAAAUCCAGUUUACAAGAUCAUAAUCUAUAUCUAAAAUCUAUAUCAAUCUCGAAAUGGCUAGCCUUCUAACUCGUCACUUCCCAUGGUUUCCCCGUCCUCGGUUUCACUUCCUGAAAUGGUGGACAAGGAAAACUAUGAGAUAAACUCACUGGAGUAGUUAUGGCUAUGGAAGAUCUUGACUUUAUUAUUAAAAAGUAUUCUUGUGUAACAAAGAUGGAAGUGAAUUGUGUGCUUGAGACCCGCGUGCCCUGCUUUUCCUCUCCCCCGACCCUCUGCACCCGACGAGCUCCCCCGUUAUCGCCACCCAUUUUCCGGCCAGAACACCGGCAAAGCUUAGGGAUUUCUCCCUAUAUUCUUGUUCUUGAACCCAGAAAUCCCCCCUCUUUGCUGGAAAUUCCAGAUCUGCGUUGUCUUCUCCUCUCUGUCCGUCGGCCUCUGCUUGUGUGGGUGUGAAUUCUCGGCUUUUCUGGUAAGAACAGCCAUGAUUUCAUCCUUUUAGCUUUGAUUUAAGUUGGGUUACCUUAAUUUCCUCUUGUUUCUCUCAAUUUUGGGUGGUUCCCGUGAGUACCCUGCAGCUUGCUGCCGGCUUCUUCUCCCUGCUAGCUCCGGUUUUGCUUGUUAAAUUCCGGUUCCUGAUUGUUCUGUCAGUUAGCACUGAGAUUGAGUGCUCGGUUUGAUGCGAGUGAGGUAAGUAAAUCAUGGUAAAGCCCUUCGAUUUCAAAGCAUGUUUUAAUUGUUUUAAGAUGGUGGCAAGGUUGUAAUUGAUUUUAAAUUGAUUUUACCAGCACCUGAGUGUGAUUAAACUGAAAUGGAAGUUUUGAUGAUUUUAAUGAGAAUUUCAUGGUUUUUCUGGAAAUGAGCAUGAUUGACUUGAAAUAAGAUUAUUAGUCUUUU